Molecule: messenger RNA, 638 nt
Organism: Daphnia carinata
Lineage: Eukaryota; Metazoa; Arthropoda; Branchiopoda; Diplostraca; Daphniidae
Gene: Cisd2
Product: CDGSH iron-sulfur domain-containing protein 1-like
Exons: 4
Coding region: 90-461 (123 amino acids)
Biological process (GO): regulation of autophagy
Cellular component (GO): intracellular membrane-bounded organelle; mitochondrial outer membrane
Molecular function (GO): 2 iron, 2 sulfur cluster binding
Source: RefSeq, a predicted model, not a curated record
AGUGUAUUAGACGAAAACGCACUCGAGGUCGUGGUGAAACCUGUCAACGAAAUUGAUUUUCCCCAAACAUCUUAUUAAGUACAUUUCCAAUGGAUUUCGUGUCAAACAUCGUUAACCGAUCUUUUUCUAGCAACGCUUCCGGUCGUGAUUGGGCUUACGCGGCUUCCCUUGGUGUCGCCGCUCUUAGUAUAUCAUAUUUCAUUGUUACCAAAGCGUCAGAACUCGGAUUUUUUUGUGCAAAGAAAAAAUCAAAGGGAACUUGGGUAAACCCAGAUGUAAGGAAAGAAGAUUCAAAAGUAGUUGACUCUUGUGAUAUUGAAGAUAUUGGAGAAAAAAAAGUAUUCUGUCGGUGCUGGCGUAGUGCCUCGUUUCCAUACUGUGAUGGUGCACACAACAAACAUAACUUGGAAACUGGUGAUAAUGUUGGACCACUAAUAGUUGGAAAGAAGAAGAGCAACUAAAAUUCAGAUUUAUUAUGAAUUCUACAUAUGAUAAUUGUAGUAAAUUAGUACAGGAAUAUAACAACUCUUAUAUCUACCAAUGUAUACACUGAUUCAUAUAAAUGGGGAAAUAUGCAGAAAUUGUAUUCUGUAUUGAUGAGCAAGGCAUGGAUAAAUUAAACAGUAUCAUACUCAUUA